GAAACACGCCACUCUGUUUUUACUGACAUCGCCCAGAGCUCAGUGCAGCUGUGAGGAAAUCAGAAGAGAAAGAUAGGGAGGGGAGGGACCGCGUCAGAGCCAACAAGCAAGAGAAAAGGAUGGUAGUUCACAUGGAGGAGGGGUUUCAUCAAGAGAGAGGUUACAAUAGACGGUGAGAAAAAGCAAGAGAGGGACAGAGACUGUGUGUGAGAGUGAAGGAUGCUGUUGCCAGGGAACAAGCCUAAAAUAGAAGAGCCCAUCUUUAACAGCUUGCUCGAAGAUGAAAACCCUGUUAAUGAUGGAUGCUAAAUGGACCAAACGUGAGGAAAACAGGUGAUUUUGACUCUGGGCAACCCUGCAGAAUCAAAGAGAAGGAGGACACGAUUUGUCUCCCUGCCUCCAUUUCCAGCAUCAGUAAUCUGCAGCCCAGAUCCAGAGCACAUCCGGAGUAUUCCACCUGCAGAGGUAAACAGGGAUGACCCUGACUCGGCAGCUUUAAGGAGGUGCCAGUAUAGAAAGGAAGCAUCUGCAAGAGAAAAAGGAAGUCUCCAAAACGGUGAAGUGUACCGCUCCAUUAAUACAAUAUAGCACAGUGAGCUGAAGCCCGUCCUUCCUGGCAGAGGAUGGGUACAGCCGAAGCCACUUUGCGAAUGGACAGCAUGGAGGUUAAGGAUGAGUGGCAGGACGAAGACUUCCCCAGACCACUGCCAGAGGAUGGAGAUGUUGAUUCAUGUGGCCUCACAGACAUAAGAACCAAUCCUCCCACCACUCUGAAUGUCAGGGAGUCUAUGACCCAGAGGAAGCGUCGUACCCUGGUCGCCCCCGACAUGAACCUGUCCCUGGAUCAGAGCGAGGGGUCGGUGCUCUCUGAUGACUUCCUGGAAACACCCGACGACCUGGACAUCAAUGUUGAUGACAUCGAGACUCCUGAUGAGACAGACUCACUUGAGUUCAUCAACAAUGGAAAUGAGCUGGAGUGGGAAGAUGACACUCCUGUGGCCACCGCCAAGCGUCUUCCAGGUGAAAGUGAAGAGGAGAGAGACUCAUCUGGUCGUCUGUGGCGAACAGUGAUCAUAGGCGACCAGGAGCAAAGGAUUGACAUGCAGGUCAUCAGACCGUACCUGCGGGUGGUCACACAUGGAGGUUAUUAUGGUGAAGGUCUGAAUGCGAUCAUUGUGUUUGCAGCCUGCUACCUCCCUGACAGCAGCUGUGACGACUACACAUACAUCAUGGAGAAUCUCUUCCUGUAUGUUGUGAGCAGCCUGGAGCUGCUGGUGGCUGAAGAUUAUAUGAUUGUUUACCUGAAUGGAGCCACUCCUCGCAGGAAGAUGCCAGGAAUCAGCUGGCUGAAGAGAUGCUACCAGAUGAUUGACAGAAAACUGAGGAAGAAUUUAAAGUGUCUCAUCAUCGCUCACCCCACAUGGUUUAUCCGGACGGUCCUGGCUAUCUCAAGACCUUUCAUCAGUGUAAAGUUCAUGGAUAAGAUCCGAUAUGUUCACACCCUGGAAGAGCUCAGCCAGAUAAUCCCCAUGGAGCAUGUGCAGAUCCCUGAAUGUGUGCUGCAGUAUGAUGACGAAAAGAUAAAAGCACAAAGAGAAAGACUUGAGCAAGAGCAGCAGACUAACUCAACACUGACUAAAAAGAGGCCUAAGUCAAUGAUGCCAGAGGUUGGCCGUGACAUCUGACAUUAAGAUCUUUGAGUUGAAGAGCCAGUGAGGGACGUUCAUUAAAAUGGAACCAGCAUCUCAAGCUUCUUGCACAGGAUUAAAUGCUCUGAAGGAAUCUAUUACCUGCAGGACAAUCAUUCUUCAAUAUAGCUCAUGUUCUCAGUGCUUGCUUCUAACAGAUCAUUCACACCAAGACAUUACAGCUUCAGUCAGAAACUAUCUGCUUCCUGCAUGCCUGCAUUGAACUUUACUGUACAGCAUGACGAAGUCAUUCUAAUGAAAAGUUGCAGACUCAGACAAAAUUCUUCUUACAGAACUUGGAACAUGUACAAAUUUGUAAUCUAUUUUUUGAGAAAGGUGUUUGCACAUUAAACAGCAUGGGUUCUGUUUGGUUACAUGGAUAUUGAUUAUAAACCAAUGUGCAAUGAUAUUACUGUCGGACCUGAGGUAGAUGUCACUGGUGCAAAAGUGUGUAACAGUUUUUAAAUUUUCUGGAGUUGAGUAUGCAGGUGGCAUGCUUGUUUGUAUUCUUCCUUCCUUUGGUACAUGUUUUUGUUCGUUUUUAGGUUUUAACAGGUUGAAAGCACACAUUAUUACAAAUAAAACUUUAUUUAUUCAAAGAAAGACUUAAAAUAUUGCUUUAAAUGUUAUUUAUGUAAAUGUG
This is a messenger RNA of Melanotaenia boesemani (Boeseman's rainbowfish), 2331 nucleotides long. RefSeq names its product caytaxin-like. The coding region runs from base 624 to 1685 and encodes 353 amino acids. The record is from RefSeq and is a predicted model, not a curated record. The transcript is spliced from 14 exons. NCBI's taxonomy places the organism in Eukaryota, Metazoa, Chordata, Actinopteri, Atheriniformes, Melanotaeniidae. Gene Ontology annotation, biological process: apoptotic process. Gene Ontology annotation, cellular component: cytoplasm.